AUGGUUAAUGUCAGAGAAUCAAUUUCAAAAACCCAUUGGGAAAUACUGUCCUACAUCAGCUACAUAGGCUGUGGUCUGUCAGCUUUCUUCACUGCUUUGUCACUCGUGAUAUAUCUGUUUAGUCGAAAUCAUAAAAUGGACUACUCCCUCUCUAUUCAUGUGUCUCUGAGCGGGGCCUUGUUUCUGCUCAAUACAACCUUCCUGCUAACUGAGUGGGGGACCAGAAUAAAGCCAGACUGGGUGUGUGAAUUUGUUGCGGCACUCAUGCAUUACUCUCUGCUCUGCUGCUUCACCUGGAUGGCUAUAGAGGCGCUUCACCUCUAUCUCCUGCUGAUAAAGGUGUUCAACACCUACUACAAAUGCUACAUGCUCAAGCUGUCUCUUGCUGGAUGGGGGAUUCCUGGAAUAAUUGUAGCAACAUUUUUGGCGYUGAAGGACUACAAACAGUUUUAUGGAGUUACUCGGCUGACUAUGUCAGAUACUAACCAAACCAGUGCAAUCUGCUGGAUCAUCGAUGACACCUUCUUCUACUCCAUGAAUCUUGUCUAUUUCACCCUUAUUUUCAUCUUUAACUCUGGAAUAUUGAUGGCAGUGGGCUCUAGCAUCUGUAAGAUGAGACAGAGUAACUUAAAACUGAGAGUUGAAAGAAAGUGUGCCCAGCAGAAGUUCAGCUCGUCCUGCAGGAGUGGCCUGACUCUGCUGGGUCUCACCUGCCUGAUGGGGACCACCUGGGGCCUGGUGUUCCUGGGAUCUGGACACGUCAACUACGUCAUCCUGUACCUUUUCUGCAUCCUCAACUCCUUACAAGGUUUCUUCAUCUUCCUGUGGAUCUGCCUCUCAGCAAACAAGCAGAGGAAGAGACAAAUGGAGGACAAACUGUCUUCAACUCAGCUGACAAUUUCAGGCAUCAAAACUGAUUAG
Molecule: messenger RNA, 921 nt
Organism: Austrofundulus limnaeus
Lineage: Eukaryota; Metazoa; Chordata; Actinopteri; Cyprinodontiformes; Rivulidae
Product: G-protein coupled receptor 64
Exons: 6
Coding region: 1-921 (306 amino acids)
Biological process (GO): adenylate cyclase-activating G protein-coupled receptor signaling pathway; cell surface receptor signaling pathway
Cellular component (GO): plasma membrane
Molecular function (GO): G protein-coupled receptor activity
Source: RefSeq, a predicted model, not a curated record